Messenger RNA from Anopheles darlingi, 1440 nucleotides. Its product is annotated as CLIP domain-containing serine protease 14D-like. The transcript is spliced from 2 exons. Lineage: Eukaryota; Metazoa; Arthropoda; Insecta; Diptera; Culicidae. The record is from RefSeq and is a predicted model, not a curated record. Gene Ontology annotation, biological process: proteolysis. Gene Ontology annotation, molecular function: serine-type endopeptidase activity. The coding region runs from base 43 to 1176 and encodes 377 amino acids.
GCAAGGCGUGAGGAUCGGUGCCAAGCAGUAUUAAAAAAAAGAAUGGCACCGGAUCGCAUUGCCUGGUUGCUGUUGUCGUUGCUGGUGCAGCUCGGUUUGUUCUACCGGCCCGGAACCGGUGCACCACUGACCAACGAACACUGUGAUCCUGUCCGUGGGGUACUGCUAGCCCCGGAGGAUUGUGGCCAGUACCGUAAUCAGCUAAACAACGAGACGGACCGCAUCUGCUGCCCGGUGUUUCAGAAUGAACCAAACUGCGGCCAGGUUUCGCGCUUUGACGCCACGGCCGUCAUCUACGAUAGCCGCGAGACGCACCUGGAUCAGUUCCCGUGGGCCACCAUCAUUAUGCCGCGCUGGCAGUGGAAGAACAGCUGCAGUGGUUCGCUCAUCAACCGACACUUUGUCCUUUCGGCGGCCCAUUGCUUCCAGCCGGACAUGAGACUAACUAACAAGAGCCCCGAGCCGGCGUACCGGGCCGUGUUUGGCGAUUGGGACUUGUUCACAGACGAGGACUGUAAGUACGUGCGAGGGGAGCUGUUCUGCAACGGCCCCGUCCGGAACAGUCUGAUCGCUCGCAUCCUUAACCAUCCACUGUACGAUCACUGGACUGAUCAGUUCCUGCACGAUAUUGCGCUGCUCAAGCUGAAACGGCCACUAGUCGAGUACGAAAGUCACAUCGGACCGGUCUGCCUGCCGAGCUACUCGUCCGUGAUGCCGGAGAUUGCCGGACGGAACUUCACGGCCACGGGUUGGGGGAAAACGCGCACCUGGGGUGGAAUGCGACGGAAGAUCAAGGUGUCGAUGAUCGCCCGGAAUGUGAGUGUUUGUGGGAGAGCAUACGGCAUCCACCGACCGGAAGUGGCCCAGGUACAGCUGUGUGUUGGUGGCCAAUGGUGGAAAGACGUGUGUAAUGGAGACUCGGGUGGUGCGUUGAUGCACCGUGAGGCAGAGUCUAAUCGGUGGACUCAGGUCGGUAUCAUCAGUUUCGGUUCGAAGGACUGCGGUAAACCGCUGCCGGGAGUGUACACCAAUUUGGCGCGUUAUACCGAUUGGAUUCAGGCCGGGAUUGAGACGCUAAUGGUGGGUGAUGAGCAGCAAACGGAAGCCAGCUCAACAACGGAAGUGACGCCCUCGACGGAAGCUACAUCUGAAUCGCAAAGUGACGAAUCCCAGUGAUAAGCUGAUCAGUAGAAACAGCCAAUAAAGAUGACUUCUGUUCAUACUAAAGUACUUCAUGAUUGCACUCUCAAUGGUCGUAUAGAGUAUCGCAACUCGUUGCGGCGUUGCGAAAAGCACACACAUCCACACAUCCAUUUUCCCAACUCUAGUCAGGUUGUCCAAUUUGUUGCGCAGCGCGCCUACUCGCGUCGACGCCCGGGGACAUAUAGAUCGAUCGAAGGGCCCACCAGGUGGUGCACACAACCGGUGGGCCACCGGUUU